GUUUCUCCAGCAGACAGAAUAGAAGAAGACGGGCAGAAGAAUGGAUCUGGUGUAUUCCCCCUCUGUGUGGCUACUGCUGGCUGCAGUUGUAUUUAUUAUUCUUUAUACUCUGAAAGUCUGGACACAAAGUUCUGCUAGGAAUUUCCCUUCGGGACCGUCCCUACCAGUGAUUGGACAUUUGCACUUGAUUAAUCUGAGCCGGCCCAGUAAGGCGCUAAUUAAGAUUUCAAAAAGACAUGGCAAUAUAUUCCGGAUCCAGUUGGGAAGCGUGGAAAUGGUGGUGUUGACAGGAUAUGAAACUGUGAAGGAAGCCCUUGUUGACAACGCAGACGCAUUUGCUGAAAGACCUUUUGUCCCCAUUUUCAACGACAUAUUCCACGGAUACGGUAUUCCAUUUUCUAAUGGUGAAAACUGGAGAGAGAUGAGAAGGUUUACUAUUUCCACAUUACGUGACUUUGGCAUGGGCAAAAGAACAAUAGAGGAUAAAACCACUGAGGAAUCUGGUUUUCUGAUUAAAGAGUUAGAAUUAUUAAAAGAUGAGCCUGUUGAUCUGAGCCCAUACAUAAGUGUUGCUGUUGGCAAUAUCCUCUCAUCUAUUGUGCUUGGGCGCCGCUUUGAUGAUUACCAGAACCCAACAUUAUUAAGGGUUUUACAACUUACAUAUGAAAACUUAAGAUAUGUCGGGAGUCCUUCAGUUUUAUUAUACAACGUAUUUCCAAUUCUGCGUUUUUUCUCGGGUGACCGCAACAGACUUAUGAAAAAUGUGGACGAGUUGCAUAGCUUUCUGCGGGAAACAUUUUUGAAGCACCUUAGAGUCCUCGAACAAGAUGAUCAAAGAGGUUUUAUUGAUGCAUAUCUUGUCAAGCAAAUAGAGGAAAAAGAGAAUCCUAAGUCUUAUUUUCACGAAAAGAACCUUCUGAGUGUCCUGGUAACUUUAUUUUCUGCUGGAACAGACACAACAAUCGCCUCUCUCCGUUGGGCACUAUCAUUUAUGGUGAAAAAUCCUCAUAUCCAAAAACGUGUUCAUGAAGAAAUCGAUCGAGUGAUUGGAUCAUCUCAGCCACAAUUUCACCAUCGCAAAAGCAUGCCCUAUACCAACGCUGUCAUUCAUGAAACACACAGGGUUGCCAAUGUGGUGCCAAUGAAUUUACCACAUGCAACCGGCAGGGAUAUUAACUUCAAGGGUUAUCAUUUGCCAAAGGGUACCUAUGUUGUCCCUCUACUUGAGUCUGUCCUCUUUGACAAAACACAGUUUGAAAGAGCAGAAGAAUUUUAUCCAGAGCAUUUCUUGGAUUCAGAAGGGAAAUUUGUCAUGCAACCAGCCUUUUUGCCCUUCUCAGCAGGUAAACGGGUCUGUAUUGGAGAAACACUUGCCAAAAUGGAAGUGUUCAUAUUCUUUACAAGCCUCAUGCAGAAGUUCUCUUUUCACGCACCUCCUGGAAACCUAAACUUUGAAGUCAAGCCCGCUGUUGGUUUAACAAGCCCUCCACUUCCACAAAAGCUCUGCAUUGUGCGGCGCUCAUAACUAAAUUGCAAAAUUCCAUUAACAUAGAUCAAGUCUAUUUGAAUUUUGCUUUUUUGUUAUUUUGUUCCCCUAUUAUGAACAGUGAGACCUGCAAAUGAAGCAGGCUUACUUGAGGUACCUGGCAAAUGCAACCCCACCAUUUUCCUAAUUAAAUUAACAGAGCUUGUGUUGGAUACAUCAAUAAAGCCAGAACUUGAUACUAUAGUAUGUGAUCAAAUCAGAAAUAAAAGGUUAGAUACUU
Xenopus laevis (African clawed frog) is the source of this 1766-nucleotide messenger RNA. Its product is annotated as cytochrome P450 2K1 L homeolog. Gene Ontology annotation, molecular function: oxidoreductase activity, acting on paired donors, with incorporation or reduction of molecular oxygen; oxidoreductase activity, acting on paired donors, with incorporation or reduction of molecular oxygen, reduced flavin or flavoprotein as one donor, and incorporation of one atom of oxygen; iron ion binding. Lineage: Eukaryota; Metazoa; Chordata; Amphibia; Anura; Pipidae. Gene Ontology annotation, cellular component: membrane; cytoplasm. The record is from RefSeq and is marked provisional. Gene Ontology annotation, biological process: xenobiotic metabolic process; aflatoxin metabolic process.